Molecule: messenger RNA, 1317 nt
Organism: Closterium sp. Yama58-4
Lineage: Eukaryota; Viridiplantae; Streptophyta; Zygnematophyceae; Desmidiales; Closteriaceae
Source: the annotation of a GenBank genome assembly
AUGUACAAAGAAGAUCUACGAGAGCACUGCUGUGGUGUGGGAGCUUCGGAAGGUGAUGCGGGCGCUCCCAGUGCUGCGGCCGCCCGCAGUGGUGCUUCAGACGGCGGGGAAGACGAGGCGGGAGCGAUAGGCGGCGUCGCGGCAGGCGCCGCAAGGGCAGGCGAGGCCGCGUCGGAUGAAUUUCCGGCGGCGCGGGGGAACGACCCGCACUCGCUCUCGGCGACGGAAGCAACAGCAGCGGCAGGAGCGGAUGGUGGUCACUCGAGUUGUGCUGUCAGUGCAGCAGCAGAUAGCAUGGGUGCUGUGAGCACUGUAGACGGUGGGACAGGGGAGGGAAGAACAGACUGCGCUUCCGAAGCUGAAAAGGAGGCUCGGGAAAUGAGAGCCGCGGAUGCAGCAAUCAACGGCGAGGAUCAGCCGCCGUUCCUGCCGGGCCUCCCGGACGACUUGGCUUGGGCCAUUCUUCUCCGCGUGCCUCGGAGCAACCUGCAGGUCCUCAGGGCCGUCUGCCGACGCUGGCACGACAGCCUCGGGUCGAGCCUCUACUUCCAGGCUCGGAAGAGGCUCGGGCUUACCGAGCCUUGGCUGUAUGCGUCUAUCAGUGAUUGGCAGGGCCACAACGCGUGUGUGGCGUUCGACCCGAGCAGCAGCACGUGGCACACACUGCCGCCCAUCCCAGGCGCACAGCAGCGCUCCGUGCUGACUCUGCAGUUCGCAGCAGUGAAGGGGCGGCUGCUGGUGGCGGGCGUGGUGGAGAGGGAAGACCCGCUUGACUCUGCUUCUGGCGUCUUCAUCUACCACCCUGCCCGGAACGAGUGGAAGCGGGCGGCGGCGAUUGGCACGGGGCGGUGGUUCUGCAUGUUUGGAGUGGUGGGCGGGCGGCUGUACGUGGCGGGCGGCAUUGGCACGUCUAACAGCCUGGCGCUGGUGGGGUCCGUGGAGGCCUAUGACGUGGACGAAGACCGGUGGUGGCAGGUGGGCACAGCAGCAGCAUCAGCACGAGCAGAGCUGAUGACACUACCGGGGUACCAGACAGUGGUGGGGGGGUGUCUGAUGGCGAAGAACAUCGGGUGGGGCCAGCGCCUGGGUGUGGCCUUCAACCCACGCACCAACACCGUCACCGAGCUGCCUCCUGCCAUGGUGCAGGUGAGGGCACCAUGCGCUGUGGUGGGUGUGUGCAAGACUGGGGCACAGGGCAGUGGUGCGGCAGAGGGCAGCGCGUGGGCGUGGCUAUCAGUCUACGCACCAACACCGUCACCGAGCUGCCGCCCGCCAUGGUGCAGGUGCGUGCGCCGUACUGCCCCGUGGCCCAGGUAA